UCCACGAUGGGAACUCCCGGAUAAGGAGAUCUCGACAUAACCUUUAUGGAAGCGUUUAGGGAGGAGAAGCUGAUAAGUAUGGUCCCUCUCAAUUCCACCAGCGGUCCCACUCCUCGCAGCUUUGUGGGGUGGGGGGGAUUUGAACUUGGGCCAGAAUGGGAGAAUCCAUUCCUGAGGCUCCUUCUGGCUUUCCACUUGGUGCUCCACUUCCGCAACUGCCAAGAUGUUAGGCAAAUCUCAUGUGAAACCUUCAGCGUACUAGCCAGAUAAAUCCAAUGCGAUUCACUUAUAAUCAAAUUCAACAUAGUUUAGCUAGGUGUUCAGGAAGGAGAUAUUUUGCUAUGAGCAGGGGCCACUGCAAAGCAGUGUGCUUUAAGGUAUUUUGGGGUUGAAUUUUGAGUAAGCAGAAGGGGAAGGGAAAUUCAGGUAAACCCAGAAGGAGCAAUGACUUAGGGGAAGGAGGAGGAACAGCGGGUAAGAGGGUGGCGGCUGCUCUUGCGGAGAUGGUGGAAACAAGGUCAGACAGGCAGGCUGGGGCCCAAGUUUGGGAGCAGGGGACCCGGAGGCGGGCUGAAGGCUCUGUUGGCUCCCGAAGCAUGACAACCACGGAAACUCUCCCUGCAAGUCAACACCCAAGGUCAGAAGUCACUCCUCCACCCAGCGAGCCUCUCUGGGAGAACGUUCCCCUGGAGAGCGAGCCGCCCAGAUGAGACAGCCAGGCUGUCCUCCGCGAUCCCUGGGCACAUUCAGUGGUGCUUCUGUUCCUCUCGCUUUCAGCAGACUCCUCCGCUGCUGACGCAUCCUAGAGGGGACCCCGAAGGGCAGCAUGACCCACGCCAACCUGACCCUCGUCCACCCUGCGGUUUUUGUCUUACUGGGCAUCCCUGGGUUGGAGGCUUAUCACCUCUGGCUGUCGGUACCCCUCUGUUUCAUGUACGUCACUGCCGUCCUGGGCAACAGCGUCCUGAUAGCGGUCAUCACCACAGAACGUCGCCUUCACGAGCCCAUGUACUUCUUCCUGUCCAUGCUGGCCGCCACCGACAUCUUGCUGUCCACCACCACCGUCCCCAAGGCCCUAGCCAUCUUCUGGUUCCAUGCUCACGCCAUUGCCUUCGAGGCCUGUGUCACCCAAGUUUUCUUUGUCCACACGAUGUUUGUGGGGGAGUCAGCCAUCCUAUUAGCCAUGGCCUUUGACCGCUUUGUGGCCAUCUGCAACCCCUUGCAUUAUGCCACCGUGCUCACGUGGCCUGUGGUGGGAAGGAUUGGUCUGGCCAUUGUCACCCGAAGUUUCUGCAUCAUCUUCCCAGUCAUCUUCUUGCUGAAGCGGCUGCCUUUCUGCGGGACCAACCUCAUCCCCCAUUCCUACUGUGAGCACAUUGGCGUGGCCCGCUUGGCCUGUGCCGACAUCACCGUCAACAUCUGGUAUGGCUUCUCGGUGCCAAUCGUCAUGGUCCUCUUAGAUGCCAUCCUCAUCGCCGUGUCUUACUCCCGGAUCCUCCGAGCGGUGUUUCGUUUGCCCUCCCAGGACGCCCGGCACAAGGCCCUCAGCACGUGCGGUUCCCACCUCUGCGUCAUCCUCAUGUUUUAUGGUCCGUCCUUCUUUGCGUUACUGACCCAUCGCUUUGGACGUAACGUACCUCGGCACAUCCACAUCCUGCUGGCCAAUCUUUACGUGGUGCUGCCGCCGAUGCUCAACCCCCUGGUCUACGGCGUGAAGACGAAGCAGAUCCGGGAGGGGGUGGCCCGCCGGGUCUUCGGCAUCAGGGUUUGGUGCUGUGCUUCCCCGCUGGGCUGAUGGCUCCCCUCGGAGGCCCACUCCCAGCUGCAGGUGUGAAGCACAGAGAUCUCCUAGACCGAGAAGCUUUUCCUCUCACUUCCUCUCCUCCUCUUCUUCUUCCUCCACAUUUUCUCUUCUGGUUAUUCUUCCGUGUCGUCAUCUCCUGUUUCUUCUGUUUCCUCUUCUGGUCUCUUCUCCCGUGACAGUCUGUCCCCAGGAAGAAUAUCUAUGUGCAUACGCCUCUGAUAUGAACAUUCGGCAUCCUCAGCAGACCAGACACACCCCAGAAACACAGGGAGCUGAGCGCCACAUGAAGUGAGGGAGGCAGAAAUGGAUGCACAUAAUUCUAUAUUUGCUAUCUGAAGGGAUUCCAGUCUUUUCGUCCCCAGAUGUGCACUGACUGUUUGCACAAACCCCCGUAGCUCUCCACCCACUUCUGUCCUCUGGAAAACGCCUGUUCAUCCGCUAAAGUUGAGUUCGAGAACCGCCUUCCCCGAGAUGUCUUCUCUGGUCUUCUCGGAUAAUCCCAGGCUUCUAUCUCUGUAUGUCUAUUGCAUCUUGUACCCAUCUCAAAAUACAGGAAACGAGUUAUAAUGGGUUGCUUGUUUCUUUGUACCCCGCGUUGACUGUAUACUUGAAAGCAGAAGAUUGUGUGUCAUUCGUAUUGGUACCCUCGGUGUGUCCCCGAAUGCGUGGAACAUAAUAACUGUUUGAAAAAUAACAGGAGCACAAUUACCUUCCUCAAGUUAGAACAUGCAUCUCUGUUUUGCACUAAGGUGACCAGCCGGAUUAGUCCACAAACCCAGUGACUGGUGAACCAGUUUCCUACAAAGGCAGUUGUCAUACAUGCGGAUUCCUUCCUUUUCAGAACUUUGCUGUACUUCAAAGACCAGGGAAAAGCCAAGAGUAGAAGGACACAGGGUCCUCUUCCUCUGAUAUCUGGCUUCUGACUAUCCCCGAUACUAGGAAACAGAGCACAUUUUCUUCCUGGCCACGUUAGCCAAGUUAGA
Molecule: messenger RNA, 2787 nt
Organism: Sus scrofa (pig)
Lineage: Eukaryota; Metazoa; Chordata; Mammalia; Artiodactyla; Suidae
Product: olfactory receptor 52B2
Biological process (GO): G protein-coupled receptor signaling pathway
Cellular component (GO): plasma membrane
Molecular function (GO): G protein-coupled receptor activity; olfactory receptor activity
Source: RefSeq, a predicted model, not a curated record